CUCCUGCCAUGGUCCUUUCUCUGUUUUGUUCCUAUUAAUCUCUCUCUCUCUCUCUCUAAUCUUUUUGUUAGUCUUCUCCAUUUUGGUGCUUAAUUAGUGUAGCUUUGAUGGCUUAUAAGUAAAUAAGUAAAAAUUCAUUCUUGAAUAUCCGUUGGGGGCAUUAAUGGUCUUUGCUUUUGUGAGGUUGAGGCAAAGUAUUUUAUAGUUCUCUUUUUCUUCAACGUAUGCUUGUGUAUCUUUUAGAUUAUGGAUACUGUUCAUUUUUCGAAGCCAAAUGAUUCAUGGGCGUCAUUAGGUUGUGCCAAUAAUAUAGUGGAGGGGAAGAAAAUCCCGAAUAUUGUACUAAAUAAGCACGAAAUUUGUUCAGCCUUCAUUCAAUCUCUCGAUUUUCUUUUGCUUAAAUAGAGUUUUUUAACUGAAAAUGAGGUUGCUUAGAGGGGUGGGAGUGAGUGAUUGUGUAAUAUUGAUAGUAAUACUAAGGUGGUGCGACUUUUGAAGCAUUUGAGGAUGAGCCAUAACGGUUACUUGGUGCUGAUUAGCGGUGAUGAAGUAGUGCAAUGGUGGUGUGGUGUGAGGAAAACCAAAGAUGUUAUACUGCUAGAGAUGAAGUGUUGCAUGAACUUCUGUUAACACAUGUAUAGGAUCGAGAGAGAUUGUUUUCAGGAGGUUAUAUCAAAGCACUCUGGUGAAUGCAAGUGGGGUUUGACAGAUGGGAGGUAUUAAGUAGGAUUCGACUUCCAUUUCCUGCAAAACUCUUCUCCUGCAAAGCAAAGUUCGCUGAUUCUGGGUAGAUGGAUUGUUCAGCUUGAAAGUGGUGCCUCCAACCUUGUUAGCAGCAGAAAAAGAAGAAGCCAAGGCUGUUUUGACCCUUUUCUUAAAGAAACAAGGAUUGAGCAAUGCAGUUGCAGCAAGAACCAUCAACAAGUCAGACCUUUUCAUUGACCACCUUGUCUCAAGGCUUCAUUCUGUUCAUAAAUCUCGAUAUCUAGUAGGACGUGAGCUCACAACUCUUGAGAUCAGGGACGCUCUUAUUCCAUUCCUUGAAGCCCUUCUCGAAGAGCAUGGAAACUUCAUGGUAGAUGUAGUGGAAAACUUUCCAUGCCCACCUGUUAAAGAAAAAACAGUUGUGCCAUUUUCUCAGCCCAAUCUGACGCUUGACUCUAAGAAGCUAAAGGCCAUCUCUCGAGUGAGUGAGACAGACCCAGCUGGGAAGCUUCGCCCUCAUGUUCUCUAUCUUAUAGAGCUUGGUAUGGAUCUUGAGCAGAUCAAGGGAAUUACACGAAGAUUCCCAGCUUUUGCCUACUAUAGCUUGGAGGGAAAAAUCAAACCAGUGGUUGAGUUUCUUCUUGAGCUUGGUGUACCAAAAUCAGAUAUUCUCACCAUCCUCACCAAAAGGCCUCAGUUGUGUGGAAUCAGUCUCUCCGAAAACCUUAUACCCACUAUGACAUUCUUGGAAAAUUUGGGUGUGGACAAGAAACAAUGGGCAAAAGUGAUAUAUCGCUUUCCAGCACUUCUCACUUAUAGCAAGCAGAAGGUGGAGACCACUGUAAAAUUUUUUUACGAGAUGGGCCUCUCAGCAGAGAGAAUUGGUAAGAUUCUGACACGCUGCCCACACAUUAUUGGUUACAGUGUGGAGGAGAAGUUACGGCCAACUGCUGAGUAUUUCCAUUCUUUGGGGGUUGAUGUUGGUGUUCUUCUCUAUCGUUGUCCACAGACUUUUGGUCUUAGCAUUGAGGCCCAUUUGAAGCCAGUGACAGAAUUCUUUUUGGAGAGGGGAUACAGUAUCAAGGAAAUUGGGACCAUGAUCUCAAGAUAUGGAGCGUUGUAUACUUUUAGCUUGUCAGGGAAUUUGAUACCAAAAUGGGAGUACUUUUUGACCAUGGAUUAUUCCAGAUCAGAGCUAGUGAAAUUCCCUCAAUAUUUUGGAUAUAGUUUGGAAGAAAGGAUUAAACCGAGGUAUGCACAGGUGAAGGAGUUGGGGGUUUCAAUGCUGCUGAACCAGGUGUUAUCACUGUCGGGUAGUGACUUUGAGAAGACUUUCAAAAAGAAAGUGAAGAAAAUGCUCCCUGACAAGGAUACGAGUUGUAGCAGCAAUGACAUUCGUUGAGGCUGGGUACAAGAAGGUUUGAGGUUUGUAUGCAGAUUUAUAACUGAACGUGGUACACUAUUUAAAUUUUGGCCAUGUCAGUGCUGUUGUGAGGCUUAAUAAAGUUUCUUACAUUUUGGUGCAUGCAAGAAAGGGGAUGAAGAUCCAUCUACCAUCCCCGGUCAUCUCAAUCCCCCGCUGCCCCUACCCCUGGCGGGGUGAAGGACUACCUGCUUGGUGGUGCUAUAUAUUCUCUGAUGAUGAGGCAUUAGGAAGUAUGGAAGCAUAAUGAUUGUUUAUUGAAAUGGUAUUCCAUCUGAUUCAUUUCAAUUCUAGCUUCCUAAGGGGUGUUGCCUAGUUCUGCGUCUCUAGUCAUUGUAUUGGUAACAUGGCCUUUUGUUGCUUAGGAACAAUCAAAUUCGGGAAAUUUACAUUUUACUCUGAAUUAUCAGUUUUUUUUUUUUUGCAUCCUAAACCAAUAAAACUACAUUUACUUUCUUGA
Molecule: messenger RNA, 2588 nt
Organism: Juglans microcarpa x Juglans regia
Lineage: Eukaryota; Viridiplantae; Streptophyta; Magnoliopsida; Fagales; Juglandaceae
Product: transcription termination factor MTERF5, chloroplastic-like
Exons: 5
Coding region: 1073-2107 (344 amino acids)
Biological process (GO): regulation of DNA-templated transcription
Molecular function (GO): double-stranded DNA binding
Source: RefSeq, a predicted model, not a curated record